Messenger RNA from Acanthosepion pharaonis, 4245 nucleotides. Lineage: Eukaryota; Metazoa; Mollusca; Cephalopoda; Sepiida; Sepiidae. The record is from the annotation of a GenBank genome assembly.
AUGAGAAUCGUGCUUUUCCUCUCUCUCUCUCAUUCCUUUUUCUUUUAUGGCUUCGCAAUUGACAGUCUGUUGUUAACCAAGGCAAAGGAUGACUUGUUAAUUUUGAACAUCUCCAAAUCUAUCUAUCUAUCUAUCUAUCUAUCUAUCUAUCUAUCUAUCUAUCUAGGUCUGAUGUUCUUUAUCUAUCAGUUUCUUCUGGUUCUGAUGUUAUUUAUCUAUCAUCUUUCUUCUGAACUCCGUUAUCUAUCUAUCUAUCUAUCUAUCUAUCUAGGUCUGAUGUUCUUUAUCUAUCAUUUCUUCUGGUCUGUUAUCUAUCUAUCUAUCUAUCUAGGUCUGAUGUUCUUUAUCUAUCAGUUUCUUCUGGUCUGUUAUCUAUCUAUCUAUCUAUCUAUCUAUCUAUCUAUCUAUCUAUCUAGGUCUGAUGUUCUUUAUCUAUCAGUUUCUUCUGGUCUGUUAUCUAUCUAUCUAUCUAUCUAUCUAUCAGACCCCAGGAAAGAAGCUAUUAUUUAUAUUUUUCUCGUUUAUUUUCUUCUUUCUUGCUUUAAAAUUUAUUAUUUGUCAUUCAUUUUCUUCUUUUUUAUUUUCGAUUACAAACACUUUUUUUAUCUAUCUAUCUAUCUAUCUAUAUCUUUCAGUCUCUUCAUUAUUAUCUAUCUCAUCUCUCUAUCUUUCUCUCUGUUUAUCUCAUCUCUCUAUCUAUCUAUCUAUCUAUCUUCAUCUCUCUUCUAUCUCAUUUCUCUAUCUAUCUAUUGUCUAUCUCAUUCUAUCUCAGUCUUUCAUUCUCUAUCUAUCUAUCUAUCUAUCUCUCUUCAUAUCUUUCUAUCUAUCUAUCUCAGUCUCUUCAUUAUCUAUCUAUCUAUCUAUCUAUCUAUCUAUCUAUCUAUCUCAUCUAUCUUCAUCUCUUUUCAUAUCUAUCUAUCUAUCUAUCUCAGUCUCUUCAUCUUCUAUCUAUCUAUCUAUCUCAAUCUGUUCAUAUCUAUCUAUCUAUCUAUCUCAGUCUCUUCAUUAUCUAUCUAUCUAUCUAUCUCAGUCAGUCUCUUCAUUAUCUAUCUAUCUAUCUAUCUCAGUCUAUCUAUCUAUCUAUCUAUCUAUCUCAUCUCAUCUCUCUCAUUAUCUAUCUAUCUAUCUAUCUCAUCUCUUCAUUAUCUAUCUAUCUCAUCUCUAUCUAUCUAUCUAUCUAUCUAUCUCAGUCUCUUUCUAUCUAUCUAUCUAUCUAUCUAUCUAUCAUAUCUAUCUAUCUCUCUUUUAUCUCAGUCUAUUCAUCUAUCUCAUCUAUCUAUCUAUCUAUCUAUCUCAUCUCUUCUAUCGUCUUCAUUACAUCUAUCUAUCUAUCUAUCUCUCUUCUCUUCAUUAUCUUCUAUCUAUCUAUCUCUAUCUCUUCUAUCAUUAUCUAUCUAUCUAUCUAUCUAUCUAUUUAUCUCAUCUUCAUCUAUCUAUCUCAUCUAUUCUUAUCUAUCUAUCUAUCUAUCUAUCUCAGUCUCUUCUCAUCUAUCUUCUAUCUAUCUCUCAGUCUCUUCAUUAUCUAUCUAUCUAUCUAUCUCAGUCUCUUCAUCCAUCUAUCUAUCUAUCUAUCUCUCUUCAUUAUUUAUCUAUCUAUCUAUCUAUCUCAUCUCUCUCAUCUAUCUAUCUAUCUAUCUAUCUCAUCUUCUAUCUAUCUAUCUAUCUAUCUCAGUCUCUUCAUAUCUAUUUAUCUAUCUAUCUAUCUCUUCAUCUAUCUAUCUAUCUAUCUAUCUCAGUCGCUUCAUUAUCUAUCUAUCUAUCUAUCUAUCUAUCUAUCAUCUCAGUCUCUUCAUAUCUAUUUAUCUCAGUCUACCUAUACCAUUCUCUAUCUAUCUAUCUAUUAUCUCAGUCAUUUAUCUAUCUAUCUAUCUAUCUAUAUCUAUCUAUCUAUCUCAGUCUCUUCAUUAUCUAUUUACUAUCUAUCUAUAUCUCUUCAUUUCAUCUAUCAUAUCUAUCUAUCUAUCUCAGUCUAUCUCAUCUCUCUCUUUUAUCUAUCUAUCUAUCACUUCUAUCUAUCUAUCUAUCUAUUCAUUAUCUAUCUAUCUCUCUUCUAUCUAUCUAUCUAUCUAUCUAUCUCAGUCUCUUCAUUAUCUAUCUAUCUAUCUAUCUCAUCUCUUCAUUAUCUAUCUAUCUAUCUUCUAUCUCUCUCUUCUCUUUCAUCUAUCUAUCUAUCUAUCUAUUUUAUCUAUCUAUCUUCAGUCUCUUCUAUCUAUCUAUCUAUCUAUCUAUCUCUCUUCAGUCUCUUCAUCUAUUAAUACAUUUAUCUAUCUCAGUCUCUUCAUUAUCUCUUCUUAUCAUCUCUAUCAUAUCUAUCUAUCUAUCUAUCUAUCUAUCUCUUCAUCUCUCUAUCUGUCUAUCUAUCUAUCUAUCUAUCUAUCUUCUCAUCUUCAUCUAUCUAUCUAUCUAUCUAUCUAUCAGUCUAUCUAUUAUCUCUCUUAUUUCUAUCUAUCUAACUCGUUCAUAUCUAUCUAUCUAUCUAUCUAUCUCAGUCUCUUCAUAUCGUUUUAUCUAUCUUACCUCUAUCUAUCUUAUCUCUUCUUAUCUCUCUAUUUCAUAACUAUGUCUAUCUAUCUAUCUCUCUAUCUAUCUCAGUAUCUUCAUAUCUAUUUAAUAUCUAUCUAUCUCAGUCUGUUAUCUAUCUUAUCUAUCUAUCUUCAUCUCAUCAUUUCCUAUCUAUCUAUCUAUCUAUCUAUCUCAGUCCUUCAUCUCGUUUUAAUACAUUUAUCUAUACCAUCUAUUCUAUCUAUCUAUCUAUCUAUCUAUCUCAGUCUCUUCAUUAUCUAUCUAUCUAUCUAUCUAUCUCAUCUCUUCAUAUCUUUCUCAUUUAUUACCAUCUCAUUGUUAUCUCUUCUUCUCUUCAGUCUAUCUCAUCUAACCGUGUCUAUCUAUCUAUCUAUCUAUCUAUCUCAGUCUCUUCAUAUCGUUUUCAUCUAUCUAUCUAUCCAGUCACUUGUUAUCUCUUCUUCUUUCAGUCUAUCUAUAACCGUUCAUCUAUCUAUCUAUCUAUCUAUCUAUCUCAGUCUCUUCAUAUCGUUCUAUUUACUAUCUAUCUAUCUCUUCUUAUUUCAGUCGCUAUCAUCUAUCUAUCUCAUCUAUCUAUCUAUCUAUCUAUCUAUCUAUCUUCAGUCUUUUCAUACAUUUAUCUAUCCAUCUCUUCAUCUAUCUAUCUAUCUAUCUAUCUCAUCUCUUCUAUCUUUCUAUCUAUCUAUCUUCACUUUUAUCUAUCUCUUAUUUCAUCUAUCUAACUUCCUAUCUAUCUAUCUAUCUAUCUAUCUCAGUCUAUCUCUUUUAAUCUUUUAUUUCAGUCACUUCUAUCUCUAUCUUAUAUCUAUCUAUCUCUUCUAUCUAUCUAUCUAUCUAUCUAUCUAUCUCAGUCUCUUCAUAUCUCUAUCUUUCAUAACCGUGUCUAUCUAUCUAUCUAUCUAUCUAUCUAUCUCAUCUAUUCAUAACCGUGUCUAUCUAUCUAUCUAUCUAUCUAUCUAUCUAUCUCAGUCUCUUCAUAUCUAUCGUUUUCAUACAUUUACCUAUACCAGUCUAUCUAUCUUAUCUCUCUUAUUUCAGUCUCUUCAUAACCGUGUCUAUCUAUCUAUCUAUCUAUCUCAUCGCUUCAUAACCGUGUCUAUCUAUCUAUCUAUCUAUCUCAGUCUCUUCAUAUCGUUUUCAUACAUUUACCUAUACCAGUCACUUGUUAUCUCUUCUUAUUUCAGUCGCUUCAUAACCGUGUCUAUCUAUCUAUCUAUCUCAUCGCUUCAUAACCGUGUCUAUCUAUCUAUCUAUCUAUCUCAGUCUCUUCAUAUCGCAAGUUUAAUGCCCUCCCCAUCAAACUCUGCCUUUCUUUUUCUUAUUUUCUGCAGUCUAUCCUUCAUAUUAUUUACUAAUUCUUCUGACCCUUUUAUCUUUGACUUCAUUCACUUUUUUUUAAUAAACAUUCAUCACCUCCCCCUUCCGUCCGUUUGUUGUUCUUUUUGUUCUUUUUCUUUUUGGGGAGCAGGGGAUGAACUCUUCCUCCUUUACCCUAGUCUUCAUUUUCUUCUUCUACUACUCCUUCAUCAAAUUCCUCUGUCUACCAGCAUUAUCUGUCUCGUAUUAGUCGGAGAGGACACGGGCACUGCCGAGUUACCCUUCGUCGAUCUCUCGCCUGACUCCAAACACACGCGCACAUCAUGUGUUCCCUUAUCAAUCUACCUACCACUUAUCUAUCGAUCUACGACUUCCUCUUACUUAUCUAUACAUGUAGUAUCCUAA